Molecule: messenger RNA, 1940 nt
Organism: Capra hircus (goat)
Lineage: Eukaryota; Metazoa; Chordata; Mammalia; Artiodactyla; Bovidae
Gene: FBXW12
Product: F-box and WD repeat domain containing 12
Exons: 10
Coding region: 51-1454 (467 amino acids)
Molecular function (GO): protein binding
Source: RefSeq, a predicted model, not a curated record
AAGCGCAGCGAAGGCGUGGCAAAGCCCCGGCGUCCUGGGCGGCGGGCGCCAUGGAACCGCAGUUGGGGUUGCAUGAACUGUUGCAUGUCUUUUCCUUCUUGGAGGCUCGCGACCUGCUCUGCGCCGCCCAAGUGGACAAGGUCUGGAAUGAGGCUUCAAGGACCAAGGAACUGUGGAGGCAGCUGUGUCUGAGACGCUGGUCCUCCUGUAAAGCCUCCCAGAUGACCCUGGGCACACAGACAUGGAAACAGUACUAUCUCCGCCGAUCUGAGCUCGAGUUCCGAAUGGCAUCUGGGCGGCCAGAGGACUUUACCUGCAGAGCCCUUGCUGGGCAUAAAGGAGAGAUAGAUGAUCUGGCCUACAUCUCAACCAGCGAGUACCGGUUUGAUGGUCAGGACAAGUCCGUGGUGUGCACCGUGUCCUCAGAUGGCACCGUGCGUGCCUGGGAUCUGCAUGAGGGUGUGGAGCUCUGGUCGAGCCCUGUUCAGUCUGCUGCUCUGGUGAAUCUGGUGACCUACCCUCGACUGCAACUGGUUGUCACUGUGGAUGAGCGGGGACUGAUCAAAGUAUGGGAAGCAGAGAAUGGGUGUGAGCAAGCCGCCUUCUUGCUGCCCAUGUAUUCAUCCACAUUGGAGGCCUGUGACAUUCCAGAGGGUCCCCUCUUGCUGGCCGCCUGUGCUGAAGGGGCACUCUACACACUUACGGUGCCCUGGCUGCAGCUGCUCUCCAGAGUCAACGUGUUUCCUGGCAACCCCACCAGUCUCCUCUGCUCACCUGACCGGCAGUGGGUGUUAGCGUCCACCCAGAACUCAGACCUGAGCCCGGAGGUGUUCUAUACUCAAUCCUUGCUGUGCCGGUCGGAAGAUGAGACUCCUGCCUCCACCACUCUCCCCAUCUGGCUGACGUCCAGAGCCUGCUGGGCCCCCGACGAGGCAGCCAGGCUGAUGGUGAUGCACAGAAAUGACAGCGGCAUGCAGUUGGUCAUCACCACCUACGAGCUAGGGACCAGGAAGUCCAGGGAUAGAGUGGAGAUUCUUGUACGACAGAUUGCGAGCUUCCUGCUGCCAGACACCAUGAUGCCUCCUCACCUCAUGAAGGGCCACGGCUCCCAGGUGAUCCUGCUGGUGUCCGGCUCAGAGCUGGUGCUCUUCACCAUUCACGGCCUGCAGCUGGUGGCCUUUCAGGACCACCAGAGGCCCAUCACGUCCAUGUGGGUGGACCAGACUCGAGUCAUCACCUCUUCCUUUGACCUCUCCCUGCGAGUCUACAUGUGGAACAAGGAAAAUAAAUUUCCUGUCCUCAAGAGCUGCUAUCAUUUGCUUGGUGGGUCCCACAGAUGGGCCAGUGGAUUCACUCAUGUGGAGAGUGACAGUAUGAGCAUUGUAGGCGUGGAAGCCAGAAACAUCGGAACUAGUAUUCUGAGGUCAUAUUACUUCCAAGUGCAGUGUGGCUAAGAGGACUGCAUCAGCUGGUGAUUGUCACCACAGUUGGCGAGGGGCUUGUCUGCAUUCAGGGACUAAAGUAAUUACUGUAUCAACAUCGGGAAAAGAAGGAAUGAUUCUCAAAUACCUACUGUGGGCCACACAAGUGUGUGAGGUGAUUUUAUUUUUAAAUCCUCAGCAGAAGCCAAUGAAGUGUAUAUAUUACUGUCUGUAUUUUUCAAAGAAGUUGAAAUGUAGUAGAAGAGUAGUAACCCACUGUUAGUCCAUUUUCCAGCUAUCAAACAAACUGUCCAAGGUUAUUCAAACAGUAAGUAGCCAAGAAGCAUGAAUGCAAGGCCUUGGGUGCUAGAGAACCCAGGUUUAAAGUACUCAGAUUGCAAUAUAAUUGUUUUUUGUUGUCCAAAUAUGUAAUUAAUGAAGUAAAUUUUUUUUUAUCUUCGUAGUCUGUGUUACGUGCUUUAGACACACAUUAAUAAAUAGCUCUGGAUGUCCUACAGA